Fonsecaea multimorphosa CBS 102226 is the source of this 1620-nucleotide messenger RNA. RefSeq lists its product as uncharacterized. Lineage: Eukaryota; Fungi; Ascomycota; Eurotiomycetes; Chaetothyriales; Herpotrichiellaceae. The transcript is spliced from 2 exons. The record is from RefSeq and is a predicted model, not a curated record. Bases 1 to 1620 code for a protein of 539 amino acids.
AUGCCAAGACGGUGGGAAGAUAUCGGGGCUUCAAAGCGCAAGAAGCUCCUUGAAUCUAUCCCAAAGGAAUGGCUUAUCCCAGAAGAUAUCAAGCCUCCAGAUUCUCAACUGAAUGUCGUCGACUUUCCAGAGAGGUCAGGAUGGUUUACCAAGAAGGAGCUUGAAAUCACCAACACUUCGGCGACAGACCUAGUGCGAAAGCUGGCGAAGGGUGAAUGGAGCUCAGAAGAAGUGACGCUGGCGUUCUGUAAGAGAGCGUCAGUGGCUCACCAGCUGGUUAAUUGUCUGUCGGAAACGAUGUUCGAUUUCGCGCUCGAGACAGCCAGGUCCCGUGACAAACACCUCAGACAGACGGGCAAGCCCAUCGGGCCUCUACACGGCCUGCCAGUAUCCAUAAAAGAUUGCUUUGACCUUGUCGGUGUCGACUCAAGCAUCGGAUUUAGCUCGCGUGUCGACAAGCCUGCAAAACACAACGCCGCGGUGGUCGACAUUAUGCUAAAUGCCGGCGCAGUGCUGUAUGUGAAGACGAAUGUGCCGACAGCCAUGAUGAUGCUCGAGACAGUGAACAAUGUGACUGGGCGGACGCUGAAUCCGUUGAAUCGCGACCUUACACCCGGUGGGUCAUCCGGGGGUGAGAGUGCCCUCAUCGCUUUCGCUGGCUCACCGCUCGGCAUUGGCGGUGACGUCGCGGGCAGCCUCCGCAUCCCUGCGGCUUGUACGGGAAUCUUCACACUGAAGCCCAGCGCUGGCCGGUUCCCAAUAAUAGGGUGCGCGUCUGGGCUUCCCGGGCAGGAGGCCGUUCAGGCUGUGACUGGGCCUUUGGCACGGUCGCUGCAAGACUGCUUUUUGUUUUCCGAGGCCGUGGCUGCUGCAGAACCGUGGAAACUGGACACCAAGACUUUACCCAUCCCAUGGCAUGCGGUGGAACACAAGAGGAAGCUGAAGUUGGGCGUCAUGUGGACCGAUGGCAUCGUGACGCCGACACCGCCAAUCCGACGCGCUCUAGAACAGACGGUGACGAAGCUUGAGGCUGCUGGGCAUGAGAUCUUGGACUGGCAGCCCGAGGGGCACCUGAAGGGUCUGCAGCUGUUUCGUCAGAUAAUCUCUGCCGAUGGCGGGAAGAGUCUGAGGAAAGACCUGGAGCCCACUCAAGAGCCAUUUCGUCCAGAACAGCAGCUCUGGGAGAACGCCUCGGAGCUUGGUGUAUACGAACUUUGGCAGAUCCACCAGGGGCGUGACGAUCUGUGUCAGCAGUACUUCAAUCGUUGGACUGCAGCUGGUAUUGACGGAAUUCUAUGCCCGACAACGCCUUAUGCGUCAGUCGGACAUGGCGGCUUGAGGUACCUUGGGUAUACCGCAAUUUUCAACCUCCUCGACUACUCGUCCAUCAGCUUCCCAUGCGGACUUGCCGCGAACAAAGAUCUGGACAGGGCACCUACAGAUUACACUCCACUCAACGACUUUGACACACAAGUGCAAGGCUCUUACAACGCGGAUUCUGUGGACGGCAUGCCCUUGAGCCUGCAGAUUGUGGCCCAAAAACUGGAAGACGAAAAGGUUUUCACCAUGGCACGAACUAUCUUGGAGGUCCUGAGACCUCGACCCACAAGCUUUAUCUGA